Saccostrea cuccullata (small rock oyster) is the source of this 967-nucleotide messenger RNA. Its product is annotated as sialomucin core protein 24-like. The record is from RefSeq and is a predicted model, not a curated record. Gene Ontology annotation, cellular component: cytoplasmic vesicle. The annotation marks the transcript as partial. Lineage: Eukaryota; Metazoa; Mollusca; Bivalvia; Ostreida; Ostreidae. The transcript has 11 exons.
CAAAAAAAUAAAUUCUGGAUAUAUCCGGUUAUGACGUAAAUGCUCAGAAAAAAACUGUAAAUCGAAAGCAAGUUUCAUUCGUAGAAAACACGCACAACUGAUUUUACCUGUGCAUUGUACCUCGUAAAAGAGACAACGAUGAAUAGAUUUAUCCCUUUUGGAAUCUGUACCGUGCUGUUAUUUUUGGUGUAUCUGACGACGUGUAGGGGAGAUGAUACAACAACCCAGGUGGUCACUACUGUAACAACGGAAUCAUCAGGAACGAGUGAAAGUCCAAAUGUCAAAGUUGGAAACUGUAGUACCUUUACAAGUAACGAUACUUGCUGUACUAACACUGGUUGCUCCUGGGUUGUGUGUUUAAACGCAACAGCAAGUGUGAAUCACACAGGCUGCCAUAACUUGAGUGACACAGCUGAUAAAAAGGCGGCUGCUGACGAAUGUAAAGUGGAUGUGAAUAAAAUAGAGGAAAAUGUUACCUGUACUUUUAAACCUAAUACAACAACAACAACACCAGUGCCGACAACAGCGUCCACAGCGCCAACAAUACCGCCAGCACCCAUGCCAGGAACAUGUGAGGCCUUUACAAACCAGAUGGCCUGCUGUGGACCAGAUGGUCUGAAACUAAAAUGUCUGUAUGUCAACUGUACCACAAAACAGGACUCCAAAGUAACUACACUGUGUCUUAAUUUUACCAGUAUGGCAAGCAAGUGUCAACCAGCUAAAGUGAUUUGUAACAGCAGUGAGAGUAGUACCACACCAGCACCGACUUCUUCAACACCAAACCCAACCACAACAACUGCAAAUACAACAACUACAAAAGCCCCACCCCCCACGACUCUGGCGCCGCACACAGGAACCACAGAGCAUGGUCAGCACUUUGAUGGAGCCUCCUUCAUUGGGGGGAUGAUCCUGAUGGCGGGAUUGUUUAUCACUGGAUUCUUCGCCUUAAAGUUCUACCGAGCACGCA